UUCAAAAGAUCACUAAUUUGUAGAAUACUUCACUGAAGUGGCAUGAACGUCCAUGUUUUUUUUUUUUUUUACCGUAGUGUGUUUCGUAAAAUUUAAACUUCUCAAGAACCUUACAAUGUAGAAUGCUUUAAAGUGAAUGUGUACUGGACCAAUCGUGAUAUUUUGUUUACAAACAAUAUUGCGAUCGGCAUGAAUUCUUCGACGACAGUAUUUUAACGCAAAGAAAAGAGAAAGUGACGAGAAUGAGCGUGGUGACCGCAGGCUCGCGGCAGGCGACGUGGGACGACGAGGGGGACGCCAACUGCUCGCUGGGGCCCGCGCCGGCGCGCCACCACGGCUGGGUGCUGCUGCAGGCGCCCGCGCCGUCCGCGCUGCGCUCGGAGCUGCGCUGGGGCUUCCUGCUGCACACGUACGCCUUCGCCUGCCUCUUCUUCCUGCUCGCCUUCUACGCCUUCUUCUCCAUCCUGAACCUCAGGUCGCUGAUCUCGAGCCGUCCCUUCAUGUCCACCAUCAACGGCUUCCUGUGCCUGCUGGGGGCGUCGCGGGCCGGCUGCCUCUUCAUCGACCCGUACGCGCUGAAGGAGACUCUGCCGCGCGUGCUGGGCUCCGUGCUGUGGGACGUGGGCUUCCCGUGCCUCACGUCCGCCUUCUGCCUGGUGCAGCUGACCUUCCUGCAGCUGACCCAGUCGGGGCCCUUGGCCAAGCACAAGCUGUGCGAGUUGUCCCACGGCGCCGCCAUCUUCGUUAUGUCCCCCUGGACGUACGCCGGCGACUACAUGCUGAAACUGGGGCCGGAGAAACUGCGCAAGAAGUCGUGCCUGUCGCUCAUCAUCACCGCUCACUUCAGCUUCGUCAUCGGCACGGACAUCGUGGUCGCCUUCCACGAGCAGUUGCUGGUGGUGAAGCACCUGGUGGAGACGGUGUUCCUGGCGUGGGGCGCGCUGCUGUGCUGUCUGUUCCUGUACGGCGGCUACCGCGUCAUGGCCCUGCUGCGCAGCAUGCCGGGCAGUCUGCUGCAGCGCCAGCCCGCCGAGGCACAGCACAAAGGCAUCAUGCAACUGGCCAUGCUCGCGCCGUACAAGAACCUGGCGGGCUCCGUGGCGGCCGCGUUCAUGCCCACCAUGCUCACGGCCCAGGCGCGCGGCGCGGGCGCGGGCGACCGCUCCUUCAGCUUCCGCAGCGAGCGUACCAGCCCCCCGCCCCAAGAGUGGAGCGCGCUGGCGGACGGCGCGGGCUGCAGCAGUCCGGGCGGGCCCCGCAGGCAGGGCAGCCCCGACCCCCGCCGCCGGCCCCCCCGGCUCGCCGCCGCGCCCCCCUCGCUGUCCCCGGGGGGCCGCCGCCCCAGCCGCCGCGACAGCGACACGGCCGCCCUGGCGGACAUCGCGGAGGACGAGGCGGGCAUCUCGCUGGUGUCACCCACCGCCUCCGGCCUGGCCGCCAAGCGCGCGCGCCGCCCCCCGCCGCCCGGCGCCGGCGAGCCCGACGAGGAGGGCGCCGAGGCGCGGCUGCUGCCCCGGGCCGCGCCCCACGCCGACGGCAAGUCCAGCGACCUCACCCUGCACUCGAUCCUGAACCACAUCGCGUACGUGAACAAGGCGGCCAUCGACUCGGGCGGGGAGGGGGGCGACCCGGACGCCAAGAGCCAGGUGCGCGCCGUGCUGAACGUCACCUACACCACGGCGGCCAUGGGCCUGCUGCUGUGUGUGGCCAACGGCGCGCGGCUGUACGGCCCGUACGGCAUGCUGGCGCGCUCCGUCGACGCCAGCGCCGGCCACUCGGGCGCGGACAGCGAGCUGCUGCCUGAGGAGCGGCCGCGGCCCUGGCCGUGGUUCCUGUUCCAGACGCUGUGCCGCGCGCUGGAGUUCGCCAUGGGCUGCGCCAUGGCCAACAUCACCAAGCAGCCGGUGCACGGGCGCCGCGCGCAGCAGUACGCCUACUCGCUGCGGCUCAAGCACCGCGAGUCCCUCUAUAUCUAAGUGCGCGCUUGUCCCGACACGCUCUCUUGGUGUCGCGCUUCAACCGCCGGCGACUGCAGUGGCACGGACGAGACCAGUGAAACUGUGUUUCCAGUCUUUGUUGAACCUGUUGGAGUGUUGCUCUGGAGAAACAAGAACAGUUCUGGCUAGCGUAGUUGUAUACAGGCACGGGCGUGAGGUAGUUUGACGAGGUCACCACGCCGGGAGGGUGACUACUAGCCCAGCUAUCAGAGAGAGAGAGAGAAGCAACCACACAAUAGUCAGCUACAAGUGCUUGUCAGACUGAUUUAAACACCUGCAAUAUCCUCGAGACGGACUUCCCAGAUGCUCGUUAGACCAAGAGGAACAGUUUUACAGCCCAGCGUAGCCAAUCAUAAAACUCUCAUAUGGGUCGGACUAAAUUUUUUUUACACCCAAAAAUUGACAUAAGAUGUGCAAUUCAUAUGCGGGUGAAUACGGCAACCGGCUGCUACCGCCAGAGGCAACGUAGCGCACUCUACAGGUUGUGUCCCAGUGUUCACACGUGUCAGCUCUUUGAGAGACAGUUCAGCCCAACACGAGAAGGAAACUCACUCAAUCUUCACCGUGGAAUCUCACGGGGUUCCCCCUUCCCCCUUCUUGUCCUCCUGUCGUUGACUCCAACACGAGGACCUUCCGCACGUACAAUCUUGAUGUCGCAUCUACUUCUACAAACAUGUGUACUCUGUAGUUUCUCUUGUUAAGUAAAUGUUUAGGUUUCAAUAGGGCCUCUUUUGUGUUACCAAAUCACAUAAGGAAAGAAUUACUAAAAGCAAGUAACCAAAAGAAAAGCAAAAGAAAUUAAAUUUUUCUACUUGUGAUGAUACCAUAUGUUGUUCCAUUUUAUAUAUAAAUGUGUAUUUUAAUAAUGGAUUUACCAAACUGUAGAAUAGCUUGUUAGCAUAGGAUGCAUUCAAAUGGCACUGAAUUCCACUGAAUGUUGCCCUGUGUUUUAGAGUACCAGGAACCAACGUGUUCGUUGUAACAAUGGCUGUGUCGACUGUACUUGUUAGAUUUAUGCUGCAAAUGUAGCGAUGGUGUUAUUUAUGUAUCAAUUAUAUUGUAUGACAUUCAUUGUAAUGUUGGGUUGUUUAAAUAUAUAGUGUUGCAUUAAAUGGUGGUGUGCUCCCAAAA
Molecule: messenger RNA, 3128 nt
Organism: Bacillus rossius redtenbacheri
Lineage: Eukaryota; Metazoa; Arthropoda; Insecta; Phasmatodea; Bacillidae
Exons: 10
Coding region: 243-1976 (577 amino acids)
Source: RefSeq, a predicted model, not a curated record